This is a messenger RNA of Osmia bicornis bicornis, 1359 nucleotides long. Its product is annotated as leucine-rich repeat extensin-like protein 5. Gene Ontology annotation, molecular function: chitin binding. Gene Ontology annotation, cellular component: extracellular region. Bases 1 to 1359 code for a protein of 452 amino acids. The record is from RefSeq and is a predicted model, not a curated record. The transcript has 5 exons. NCBI's taxonomy places the organism in Eukaryota, Metazoa, Arthropoda, Insecta, Hymenoptera, Megachilidae.
AUGCCCUAUGUAAGCCCUCGAACCGACCAGGUCCAGACCAUCCAGCAUCAGGACAUCGUACAAGGAUACAGAGUAGAUUUAGAGAAUGUAUGGGACCUAGUGGAACUACAGAAACUGGACAACCGUCCGAACGUCUGGAACAAAGAUCCUAAUGCAGCGGCGAAUGUAACAGAAUCAGAGGAUUCAGAGGUGGUGAAUACGAGACAACUUUAUCCGGUGAUUCCUAAUCCCGGAGACACGAACGAGCUACCAGGGCCUAUAUCGCCGACCAUUAAACCGAUACCAACCGCGACACCACAGCCGGGAUGUUACGCUAUGAGGGGACAAUUUCCGAGCCCCAAAGGUUGCGCUAACUAUUUAAACUGCUGGGACGAUGUGGUCACCGAGCAAACUUGCCCCGACAGCUUACUAUUCAACGAUAUUACUCUGGUCUGCGAUUACGAUUACAACGUGAACUGCGGUAGCCGUCCUAUGCCUACGCCGAAACCACCUAUGCCCCCGGGAUCAAAAUUGUGCCCGGAACCGAACGGUCGUUACAGAAGUGCGACGAACUGUUCGGAGUUCUUCGUGUGCGUCUACAGAAAGCCUAUCAAAUUCGCCUGUCCUCGCGGCCUGGUCUAUAACGACGUGCUAAGCGUAUGCGAUUACCCGUACAACGUGAAUUGCAAAGGUUCAGCAACUCCUGGACCCACGCUUCCAACUCAAACGAGUCCUUCGCAACCACAGCCUCCUACCCAACCGUCUCAACCACCAUCUUUACCACCAUCGCAACAACCGACCUAUCCACCAUCGCCGCCAUACGUACCUUCGCAACCACAACAGCCACCUUAUGUACCUUCACAACCACCUUAUGUACCUCCGCAACCUCAACAGCCACCCUAUGUACCCCAGCAACCGCAACAGCCACCCUAUGUACCCCAGCAACCGCAACAGCCAUCUUAUGGCCCCCAGCAACCGCAACAGCCAUCUUAUGGUCCCCAGCAACCGCAACAGCCAUCUUACGGACCUCAGCAACCAUCUUAUUCCACCAAUCCCUGGCUAAGCAAAACGGAAACCGAUCCAUGGAACCAAAGACCAGUCGCUUCGCAAUUAGAAAUCGACAGCCAAAAACAGAAAGAGGCGUUCGGUGUACAAGACUCGACAGAGGAAAUUGAAAAUCCCUGGACGCUGUUGCAAAGUAUUCCUGCGAACUUAAGUAGAGUUCCUUGUAAUAACGGAGACAUACACAGACUGAACAAUGCCUGUACGAACAUAGUGGUCUGUAGAAACGGUCGGCCACAAUUGGUACAGUGUGUGACGGGAUUAACGUACGACAGGCCAUCGGAUUCUUGUAAACCCUUCUCUAUUGCCAAAUGCUAA